Messenger RNA from Anneissia japonica, 564 nucleotides. Its product is annotated as hyphal wall protein 2-like. The record is from RefSeq and is a predicted model, not a curated record. The annotation marks the transcript as partial. The transcript has a single exon. NCBI's taxonomy places the organism in Eukaryota, Metazoa, Echinodermata, Crinoidea, Comatulida, Comatulidae.
ACCGAAGAGAAGGCAACUGUUCAUAUAACAACUGCUGAAUCAACAACGAAAGAGAAGACAACACCCUAUGACACCACUGUGGAACAAACAACGACGCAGAGCACAACGGUUGAUAUAACAACUGAAGGAUUAAAAACGAAAUCCACAACAUCUACAGUCGAUGCAACAACUGAAGAAUCCACAACUGAAAGAGAAUCAACUGUAGAUUCUACAACGGAUUCAUUAACAACGGAGGAAAGGACAACGGUUGAUGCUACUACUAAACAAUCAACAACCGAAGAGAAGACAACUGUUCAUAUAACAACCGCUGAAUCAACAACGGAAGAAAAGACAACACCCCAUGACACCACUGUGGAACAAACAACGACGCAGAGCACAACGUUUAAGAUAACAACUGAAGGAUUAACAACGAAAGACACAACAUCUACAGUCGAUGCAACAACUGAAGAAUCCACAACUGAAAUAGAAACAACUGUAGAUUCUACAACGGAUUCAUUAACAACGGAGGAAAAGACAGCGGUUGAUGCUACUAUUAAACAAUCAACAACCGAAGAGAAGACAACU